Heterobasidion irregulare TC 32-1 is the source of this 1206-nucleotide messenger RNA. RefSeq lists its product as uncharacterized. The transcript has 10 exons. Bases 1 to 1206 code for a protein of 401 amino acids. Gene Ontology annotation, molecular function: protein binding. The record is from RefSeq and is a predicted model, not a curated record. Lineage: Eukaryota; Fungi; Basidiomycota; Agaricomycetes; Russulales; Bondarzewiaceae.
AUGUACCGCAUGUCGCCUGAAGUGGAAAAUCAAUAUGUAUGGAUCCCGCCGUCCUACACCACGUCUCACGGACCCUCUCUAUCGACGACAGCGUCCCUUGCGCCCGAUUCUGAGUUCGAGCAGAACUUUGCGCGGUCGGCAAAAUGGUGUCCGGACGGAUCGCUAGCCCUCGCACAAUGUGAGAACAGGACAUUCGAGAUCCUUGACCUGUGCGAACCGAUGACGUCGCUGCCCUCAUGGCCGAAGCAUCGUGUCUUUCCGCAAGCCGCUCCUAUCCUCGAUUUUAUAUGGUACCCGCGCGCAACGCCCCGAGACCCUGCCUCGUUCUGCUUCGUCGCGUCUGUGCGCGAGUCUCCCGUGAAACUGUUGGACGCCUCGACGGGCCGCCUUCGCGCUUCUUACAAGAUCGUUGACCACCGCGAGAGGCAGAUCGCCCCACAUAGCAUGUCGUUCAAUGGAUCUGCCGACAGGUAUCGAUUGCGUUCCAGGUUGUAUUGCGGUUUCGAGGACGCUAUUGAGGUUUUCGACCUGAACAAUCCAGGCGAAGGCACCCGUCUGGCAACAACUCCAUCCCGCAAAAGCCGCGAUGGAUUAAAAGGAAUUAUCUCCGCUCUUGCUUUCUGCCCUUCCUACGACCCGUCAUCGAGUAUGUUUGCCGCCGGGUCGCUCACGCCGUCGUCCAGUGUGUCGCCCAACAUCGCGCUUUUCAGCGAAGACACGGGCAGUAAACCUCUCGCUUUUAACCCGAUGAAACCGCACGUGUUGUAUGCGUCUUUCCGGCGGCAUGGUGCAAUUUACGGUUGGGAUCUGCGUGGAGACACAUCGGUGCCGGUGCAGAUUUUCAGACCGAAUGGUGGCGGCGCUCGUCCGAGCACUAAUCAGAGGAUCAAAUUUGACGUCGAUCUGAGUGGGAAAUGGAUGAGUGUGGGCGAUCAGCAUGGGGAUAUCUCUUUAUUUGACCUUGAUAAACCUGAAGCAGAGGAUGCGGAAGGCAGUGACCAUGCACUAGAAGCGGAUGCAGUACUCAGGUACACUGCUCAUAAAGACGCCGUCGGCUCCGUAGCUUUCCAUCCUCUGCGCCCUUUCCUCCUGUCCGUUUCUGGCUCGCGACAUUUCGAUAUAAAUAGCGAUAUCAACAAUCAGUCAUCGUCAUCUGAAGAGGACGAGGAAGAACACCAAGAUUCGAGUUCGGUAACUUCUGUCUGA